Pygoscelis adeliae (Adelie penguin) is the source of this 750-nucleotide messenger RNA. RefSeq names its product gap junction protein, alpha 10, 62kDa (gene GJA10). Bases 1 to 750 code for a protein of 249 amino acids. Gene Ontology annotation, cellular component: connexin complex. NCBI's taxonomy places the organism in Eukaryota, Metazoa, Chordata, Aves, Sphenisciformes, Spheniscidae. Gene Ontology annotation, biological process: cell communication. The record is from RefSeq and is a predicted model, not a curated record. The transcript has 2 exons.
AUGGGGGACUGGAACCUGUUGGGCAGCGUCCUUGAAGAAGUGCACAUCCACUCCACCAUCGUUGGCAAAAUCUGGCUCACAAUCCUGUUCAUAUUCCGGAUGCUGGUGCUGGGAGUGGCUGCCGAAGACGUCUGGGACGACGAGCAGUCCGAGUUCAUCUGCAACACGGAGCAACCUGGCUGCAGCAAUGUCUGUUAUGACAAAGCCUUCCCCAUCUCUUUGAUCAGAUACUGGGUACUGCAGAUCAUAUUUGUCUCUUCUCCGUCGCUAGUUUACAUGGGCCACGCGCUCUACAGGUUAAGGGCUCUUGAGAAAGAGCGACAGAAGAGGAAAGCCCACCUGCGGGCUCAGCUAGAAGAUCUGGAGCCCAUGCCCGAGGAACACAAGAGAGUGGAGAGGGAACUGCGUAAGCUGGAGGAACAGAAGAAAGUGAAUAAGGCACCCCUGAGAGGGUCCCUGCUGCGCACCUAUGUCCUACAUAUCCUGACCCGGUCGGUGGUUGAAGUGGGCUUUAUGAUAGGUCAGUAUCUUUUAUACGGGUUUCACAUGUCCCCCCUUUACAAAUGCACUCGGCCCCCUUGCCCUAACACGGUGGACUGUUUUGUGUCCCGACCCACAGAGAAGACCAUCUUUAUGGUUUUCAUGAACAGCAUUGCCACGGUCUCCCUGUUCCUCAACAUCCUAGAAAUCGCCCACCUGGGCCUCAAGAAGAUCCAGAAGAGCCUCUACGGGCGGCCGAAGGAGGACUAG